AUGUUCCACCCACACCCCGAGGAACACCUCCACCUGCGCCUUCACAGAGCGCGAUCCGUGGUCCUGACUUCUCAGGAGCUUGUGGAAAUCCGCGCGGCGCAACGCACCUUUGAAGGCGCCUACGUGCGUACUGCUCUCGGGCAAUUCUCCUUUGCGCUGGUCAUUGUCAAGAUUUUCACCGAGGAGUUCUACGCCAUUGGUGCUCUGUUUGCCGUGUACGGCGUGGCCGUGUUGCUCGUGGCCGCGUACCGACGCUAUCAGGGCAAUCGGCAGUUCUUCACUGCUGAAUCCUCUGGUGGCACCAUUCACAGAAAGUUCAAAACUAGCGGUGAUACGGUCUUGCUCAUGACGGCGCUGAGCUUAGGGGCCUACACCACCCUUUUUGUGCUGACCUGGCGCUUGGUUUCAUGA
Molecule: messenger RNA, 411 nt
Organism: Metarhizium album ARSEF 1941
Lineage: Eukaryota; Fungi; Ascomycota; Sordariomycetes; Hypocreales; Clavicipitaceae
Exons: 3
Coding region: 1-411 (136 amino acids)
Source: RefSeq, a predicted model, not a curated record